Emericellopsis cladophorae is the source of this 876-nucleotide messenger RNA. RefSeq lists its product as uncharacterized. Lineage: Eukaryota; Fungi; Ascomycota; Sordariomycetes; Hypocreales; Bionectriaceae. The coding region runs from base 1 to 876 and encodes 291 amino acids. Gene Ontology annotation, molecular function: acyltransferase activity, transferring groups other than amino-acyl groups. The record is from RefSeq and is a predicted model, not a curated record. The transcript has a single exon.
AUGGAAUCGAGACCUGCCAAUGAUGUAUCCCCAGGCCUCCUGGCCUCCUUGUUCAAUUCUGCUUACUCGGUAUAUCCAUCUGGAUCGCCCGGUUUUGAUGCCGAGACCAUGACAGCCUGGCUCAGCAGAAACCGCAUCUCCCUACAGCGUAGUCACGUUUUCUAUUCUGCAGACGGGGUUGACGAGGCACUGGGCAUAGCCCUCGUCGCCAGGAGGAGCGAUAAGCCGACGCAUUCCCGCCUGGCGAUGAUUGGCAUCAUCCCUACUGCACAAGGGCACGGCUACGGCUCAGAGGGCGUCGACCUGGUCAUAUCAGCAGAGCGAGCCUCCGGAACGGAGAUCUUGGAGCUCGAGUGUCUGGUCAACGACACCAAAGCGCUCACCAUGUACCAAAGAAGGCGUUUCCAGGCUGUGCUUGAGAUGCCCGAAUGGGAGAGCGAGGUCAUUGACCAAAUGGAGUGGCACGAAGACCCAGGAAGGGCCACCCUCAAGGAGACCACGGUGGAUGAAGUCGAACGAAUUAUUGAGGAGCACGGGGACAAGGAACGAUUACCCUGGCAGGCAUACAUGCUAUCCUCGCAACGUUCCGCAAAGAGGGCUUUCAGGCUGGGUCAUGCGUACUGCGCCAUCUCGGACCCAGAUGAGGAGGAGUCGGGGGAGCCGGUCUCUCUUGCCAGUCUGAUCGUCGAGGAGGAGUGCAGAGGCCAGGGACAAGCGUGGGAUCUGAUCAGAUGUGUUCUGUCGCGCUACAAGGGGAGGAGAUGGAGUGUUCCGGGCGUCUUUCCAAGGAGCGGACUGCUUGGUAGGCUUCCAGGCGACGAGACGGAUCAUGGCCAGGUGCUGAUGCGUCUGAAGCUGAAUGGAAGCGGCGGCUGA